Xyrauchen texanus (razorback sucker) is the source of this 1246-nucleotide messenger RNA. RefSeq names its product adenylate kinase isoenzyme 5-like. The record is from RefSeq and is a predicted model, not a curated record. Gene Ontology annotation, cellular component: cytosol; cytoplasm. Gene Ontology annotation, biological process: nucleoside triphosphate biosynthetic process. Gene Ontology annotation, molecular function: ATP binding; AMP kinase activity. NCBI's taxonomy places the organism in Eukaryota, Metazoa, Chordata, Actinopteri, Cypriniformes, Catostomidae. The transcript has 8 exons. The coding region runs from base 61 to 1164 and encodes 367 amino acids.
CAUCACCUGGAGGUCAUCCGCGUCAAAGCACAGCGGCUAACACAGCAAAGAGAUGGUCAAAUGGAGCGCAGCUGCUCUGAGGGCGAAGCGCAACAGAUGGGCACAUAUACAGCUGCCGCGCUAUUGACUUACAAACGCUCUUCUGGAUAUUUGAACACAAUGAACACAAACGACGCAAAGGAAUACCUUUCCAAACGACAGAUUCCCCACCUUUUUGAGAGCAUGUUAACAGGGAUGAUGUACCACAAGCCCGAGGACCCUUUGACAUUCUUGGAGAGUUGUCUACGGAAAACACGAGACCUGGGAGGCCCUGAGUGUGUGGCUUGGGACACUUUCAUUACACCUGAUCGAAAACCACUACCACCAAUCACCCCUGCACAGGGGAAGAAAGCCCCCUGCAAGCUUGAUGGUGGCCCCGGAGCUGGCCCUGGACCUUACUGUCGAUAUGACAGACUACCAUCAAUUCAGGCCCAGUUCUCCAUAGAAAGUGACUCAGACAUGACAGAGUCCUCUGGGCUCAUACAGGAGUAUGAUGUCUUUGACCCAUCUAAACCACGGCCACAUAUCAUAUUCAUCAUUGGUGGACCAGGCAGUGGAAAGGGCACUCAGACUGCAAAAAUUGCACAUCACUAUGAUUUCGAGCACGUGUCAGUGGGGGAAAUCUUAAGGAACCAGUUGCUGCAUCAUGCCUCUAGUGACAGGAAAUGGGAGCUUAUUGCUCAGAUCAUUGCCAAUGGAGAACUGGCACCACAGGAGACGACCAUUGAGGAGCUGAAACACCAGUUUAUUAAGAAGCAGGAUGCCAAAGGAUUCAUUGUGGAUGGAUUCCCCAGAGAGAUAUCACAGGCAUUCACCUUUGUGGAGCAAAUUGGCUCUCCAGACAUGGUGAUCUUGCUUGCCUGCUCUAAUCAGCAACUCCGUCAGCGUCUUGAGAAAAGAGCCUCUCAACAGGGUCGUCCUGACGACAAUACUCACGCUAUUGAGAAGAGACUAGAUACAUUCAAACACAACAUCACACUCAUUGCCAAGUACUAUCAGGAGAGAAGACUUAUUGUAAGGGUGGAUGCAGAUCGAGAAGAGGAUGACAUUUUCACAGAUAUUUGUGCCAUUUUGCAGGAGAGACUGUUUUCUGGUAACACAGAUGCGAGCACUGGAGAUCUUUAGAGGGACUUCAUCUAAAAAUCUUCAUCUAAACAAACAAUUGUUGCCAUUAAAUCCUAUAUGUGAUUUACAAUCAGCCUGCUAG